This is a messenger RNA of Pollicipes pollicipes, 2392 nucleotides long. RefSeq lists its product as uncharacterized. The transcript is spliced from 16 exons. The coding region runs from base 20 to 2392 and encodes 790 amino acids. The record is from RefSeq and is a predicted model, not a curated record. Gene Ontology annotation, cellular component: cilium; CatSper complex. NCBI's taxonomy places the organism in Eukaryota, Metazoa, Arthropoda, Thecostraca, Pollicipedomorpha, Pollicipedidae.
GCCAACUGGACUGCAGAACAUGGCACAUCAUGCAGGAUUUCUGAUUUGGAUGAUCCUGUCAUCUUACUCAAAUGUGUCCUGUAUCAAAUAUGGAAAAUACAAGUUCACCAUCUUCUCCUUGAAGGACAUGGACAUGUCACCUCUGCCAAGAACAAACAAAUAUGUCAUCAUGGAUGAGAAUGUUACGCUGCUGGCCCAGGUGACUCCCGUCCGCGGCCUGGACGACUCGGUCAACUCUCAGCUGGUGGAGCACUUCUGGCUGCUGGGCGCGACGCCGCACAUGACGCUGCGCAGCAUGCACCGCGUCGUCCAAAUGCCGUUCUCCAUGGGGCUGUACCGGCGCGGCUCGUUCGUGGCCUGGCGCUGCCACUUCCGGAGGAGACAGCUGGCUGGGCGCACGGCGAGUGACGGCAUGGCCCAGUGGAGCGCGGAGCUCGUCCUCUCCCGCGGCUCCGGCUUCCUCUCCACCAGCGCCUCCAUCACCGACAUCCGCUUCGCGCCGUGGCGGUUGUGGUCGCUGGGCCCGCCGGUGGCGCCCGCGACGGUGGUGCCACACGUCGGCCGGCUGCGGUACCUGCAGGACUCUUGCGGCGGCGACCUCGGCCUGCUGUACGCCGUCACGUCGCCCAGCAAGCCGGGCCUCUUCGUGGCCACGCUGAUCGGCAAUCGGGUCACGUGGUAUGACCUGACCGCGAUGGACCAGCUGCGCUCCACCUUCAACGACUCGGAAGGCAUGCCCCAUGACCUGAGCCUGACCAGUGCGGCGCUGACCUCGGCGCACCUGCUGAUGCUCACCUCUGACGGCGUGAUCGUCACGUCGUCCUUCAGCGACCCCGGGGGCAACUUCACCUUUACCCGGCUCCAGCUGCGACGGAACAACAGUUCCGCAGCUGACCGGGCGAAAGACGAGCUGAUCCACUCCCCGUCCUGCGUCAACGACGACGCCAACGCGGAUUCGGUGCUGCUGCUGCUGCACUCGGAGCAGCGCUACCUGCUGGGGCGGGCGCCGUUCGCGCGCACCGACGCGUGGCAGGACGUGCGCUCGCUGGUGCCGUGGCCGGCCGGGCUGGCCUCCGUCAGCGACGUCCGCUACGUCUGGCACCGGAACGCCGUGUUGCUCGGCUUCGCGCAGGGAGACCAGUACAAGACGCUGGUGCUGCCCCUGGAGAAGACCGGCUACCGAAAGCGGCCGCCGUCCAGCGAGCACGUGACCCGGCCGUUCGUCUACCUCUGCCCGCUCACCAAGAAGGUGUACCUGCUGGCCGGUCAGGUCCUCGUCUCCAUAGACGGCGGCGCCACGUUCGAACGUACCCUGACCAACGUGACGUUUGGUCACGUUGAGAACUGUUUCACCGACCUCAUCCACCACCACAUCUGUGUCACCAAGGAUCUGGAGCUGGUCGUCAUGAGCUUAGGGUCAGACGAGCCGGCCAAAAUCAGCCUGAAAGACGUCAUCGACGCCAAGAACAUCACGGAUGUGGCGAAGAUAGCCCUGGUAAUGGACCGCGCCGGGGGCGUCACCGUGUUCGGCACCGGCUCGUCGGAGCUCGUCUCGCAUUAUUUCAACAUCAAGUCCGGUCUUCCCGACAAGUACAAGGCCCCCUGCGGCUACCGGCUGGAGCUGCUCGGCGGCGUCUUACACGCCAGCAUUAUCCACCUGGAUCUGCACGACAUCAUCACCGUCGAGGUGGAGGCGCGCGAGGUGUACAGUGAGUGGCGCGUGGGAGAGGCAGCGCGACCGCGAGCCGUUCGUAACAGCGGCCACGCUGUGCUGGUUGGUUCGAUGGAAAGAAUCAGGCACGUCUGUAAACCAGAUGCAGCCCUGCUUCAUAAAGCCACCACGUGGGCUGUCAAAUGCCAUUAUUGUCGCCACGGAGAAAUAAAUACGCAUACGUUACCGUGUGAUGCGGUCACCGUCUCCAACCGCCCGUUGUUAGGACACGACGAGGGCGAGCCGCUGGCCGAGUACGAGCCGCUGAUCGACCUGGAGCUCAGCAACCCGGACAUCGUGCAGGUGGAGCGGUCGGCCAGCGUGCGCGGCGGCUCGCUGCGGCUGGCGGUCACCGUGCGGCCGCAGUCCUGGACGCUGAGGGGCGUCUGCUCGCUGACGUUCCGGCUGCCGCGCGCCAGCGCCCUCUGCACGGGCACGGCCCGGCUGGUGACCUUCGCCCUGCUGCCCUCGCCCAAUCUCUCCAUCGCCGUCAACACGGCCCGGGGCGCCGACCCCAAGGUGGAGCGGGACGUGCUACGAGGCUUGCACGCCGGCGACCGCAGCUUCAUCGAACUGCCGGUCAACUACCGGCCUCCAUCAGACUUGGGGAUCAACAUCCCCACCUCGGAGAACAUUUAUAACGCCGACCCGAGCCAGCCUAUGGAGCAGGGUAGGUCUUAG